CUUUGAAUUCUCCAAAGUUAUCAUCAAAAUACGAUCGAUAUUCAUCGGGUGCAGUCAUCGAAAUAACAGUUAGCUUUGAAAAAAUGUUGAAUUCAAUUGUCAGUUGUCAAAGUGAAUUAUACUAGAAAAUUAAGUAAAAAAUUAAGUAGUUCAAAUCGUUGUUUCAGAAGUAAAAGUUAGUGAACGGUAUUAGAUAUGUUUUGGGUGGGCUUCAACUGUGUAUUUUGGUUUUUGGGAAAUGCCUUAUAUGGCUUGCUAGCGUUCAGUUUGCUGCUGCUGUGUAUUCUCUCAGUUGUCUUUUUCUACGAAGCAAUCAGGAGUAUUGUCAAGAAGAACUUGAAUAAAGAGAGCUUGCAGAAUGGUGCACUGCAUAAUAAACACGUUGUUAUAACCGGAGGCUCGAGCGGUAUCGGCAAGGCCUUCGCUAUUCUCGCGGCUCGCGAGGGCGCGAAUGUCACGAUAGCCUCUCGCACCAGAGAAAAGCUCCAAUUAGCUCGCGAUGAGAUCAUCGAGGCGCGCCGCAGUAAGGACCAGUGGGUUGACCAUCUGGUUCUGGACGUCAGCAGCAGCUCGUUCGAGAGGAUUCAACGGGCCUUCGAUCAGCUGGAGCGGCAAAGAGGUCCGUGUGACUUGCUGGUCAACUGCGCGGGUACCGCGGCAUGCAGCAAGAUCGAGGACACCGAAGAGGACAUACUCAAAUACUUGAUUGACUUGAAUUUUAUCGGAAGUUAUAAUUGCACCAAGGCCGUGGUGCCAAGCAUGAAGAGGAGGAAGGAAGGCAAGAUUGUGCUCGUGUCUUCCCAGGCUGGCUUAUUGGGAAUUUUCGGAUUCUCUGCCUACAGCGCUACUAAAUUUGCAUUAAGAGGCUUAGCCGAGAGUUUAGCCAUGGAAUUAACGCCUUAUAACGUGUCCGUCACCCUGUCUCUUCCGCCGGAUACGGACACCCCGGGCUUCGCCGAAGAGGAAAAGUCGAAGCCCCUAGAAACUAAGCUCAUAUCUGAAAGUGCCGCUUUGGUACAGCCGGAAGAAGUGGCCGAGAAACUGCUGAAAGACACAUUGGAUGGAAAAUUCUUCUCCAUUAUCGGCUUUGAAAGCUUCAUCUUGACUACCCUCUGCUCGGGGAUGUCUCCGUACGGCUCUCUGAGCGAAUUACUUCUGCAGUCUGUUUUGAUGGGACCUCUUAGAAUGAUCAGUGCCUUCUAUCUCUACUCCUUUGAAAAAAUAGUCAAGAGGUGCAUGAAGGAGAGAGAAAGCCACAAGAAAUCCGAGUGAUUGUGCAUUCUACUGUACACGGAGUACUUAUGCCAGAGUGGCUUUUAUUGUUUCAAAGCAUUUAACCUAUUUUUCCAAUAUACUUUCUCACUGUACUCGCUUGCCUAUAUACUUCUAAUGUGAUUGAGUAUUAUGAACAUAAUGUAAUUUUUUAUAGGAAAGUAUGUGACUAUUUUUGUAUGCUUUAUCAAUGUUAAUGCUGGUUGAAGACCAAAGUUCGCACAAAAACUAAUGUUUAAAAGGAGUGUAUAUAUAUAUAUAUAUAUAUAUAUAUAUAUAUAUAUAUAUACACAUGAUUAAUACACGUUUGAUAAAUAAAUGAACUUUGUUUACUACCUAUCAUCCGCUUCUCUAACGAUUGUCAUGUCUGAUGAUUAUACCAUUUUAUUAUGAUCACGAGGGGUAUGGGUAUUUUGAUUUUCAUAAAAUUGAUUUCUCUAAUUAUAACAGAAAUAUAAUAGUAGCCUUUCAUUAAAAAAGUACAACAUUCUUAACCAGGGACAAUAAUUGCACUCCAUCCUGUAUUUCAUAAAUAUAAA
Messenger RNA from Nasonia vitripennis (jewel wasp), 1811 nucleotides. RefSeq names its product 3-ketodihydrosphingosine reductase (gene Kdsr). Bases 196 to 1272 code for a protein of 358 amino acids. The transcript is spliced from 4 exons. Gene Ontology annotation, molecular function: 3-dehydrosphinganine reductase activity. The record is from RefSeq and is a predicted model, not a curated record. Gene Ontology annotation, biological process: sphingolipid biosynthetic process. Gene Ontology annotation, cellular component: endoplasmic reticulum membrane. Lineage: Eukaryota; Metazoa; Arthropoda; Insecta; Hymenoptera; Pteromalidae.